Molecule: messenger RNA, 1953 nt
Organism: Miscanthus lutarioriparius
Lineage: Eukaryota; Viridiplantae; Streptophyta; Magnoliopsida; Poales; Poaceae
Source: the annotation of a GenBank genome assembly
AUGGCAUUGAUGAAGUUUGAUCUACCGCUGCUGGAUUACAAGAUGAGAUUUGCGUUGUGGCAAGUCAAGAUGCGAGCGAUUCUGACACAAUCUUCGGAUCUUGAUGAGGCGUUGGAUGAUUUCGGAGGAAAAGGACAGAAGUCAUGGACCGCUAAAGAGAAGCGGAAGGAUCAACUUUGGCUCAAGCUGGAAUCGAUCUGCAUGUCCAAGGAUCUAACCAUUAAGAUGCACGUGAAGAUGAAGUUGUUCACGCACAAGCUGCAAGAAGGUGGUUCGGUGAUGAACCACUUAUCGAUCUUUAAGAAGAUCGUUGCCGACCUAGUGUCGAUGGAGGUAAAAUAUGAUGAUGAAGAUUUAGCUCUUCUACUGUUAUGCUCACUGCCUACUUCGUUUGCAAAUUUCCGAGAUACCAUACUAUUAAGCCGUGAUGAACUAACCCUUGCGGAAGUAUAUGAGGCCCUCCAGACGAGGGAGAAGAUGAAAGGUAUGGUUCAGUCUGAUGUGUCAUCCUCCAAGGGCGAAGUCUUGCAGAAUAAGGAGAAAAGAAACAGUACGUAUAAACCAAAAAAUAAAUCCGAUGGUGAUGGUAAGGCCUCUGUUAUCUCCGCUGUUGAUAAUUUUGAUUCAGGAGAUGUUCUGGUUGUUUUUGCUGGUCAUGAUGAAUGGAUACUUGAUUCUGCAUGCUCGUUUCAUAUAUGCUCUAACAGAGAUUGGGUCAGUUCUUACAAGUCUAUGCAGAGUGGAGAUGUCGUGCGUAUGGGAGAUAACAACCCACGUGAGAUCGUGGGCAUUGGCUCCGUUCAGAUCAAGAUGCAUGAUGGCAUAAUACGCACACUAAAAGAUGUGAGACACAUACCAGGGAUGGCCAGAAAUCUCGUCUCCCUCAGCACACUUGAUGUCGAGGGGUACAGACACUCUGGUUCAGGUGGAGUGUGUAAGGUAUCAAAAGGCUCUCUCAUUCAUAUGAUAGGUGAUAUGAAUUCUACAAAGUUAUAUGUUCUUAGAGGAAGUACUUUACAUGGUUCUGUCACUGCUGCUACUGUUUUUAAUGAUGAACUAAGUAAAACUAAUCUCUGGCAUAUGCGUCUUGGGCAUAUGAGUGAACUUGGUAUGGCAGAAUUGAUCAAGAGAGACCUACUGGAUAGCUGCACUGUGGGUAAGAUGAAGUUCUAUGAGCACUGUGUUUUUGGUAAGCACAAGAGGGUAAAAUUCAAUGCAUCUGUUCAUACCACCAAAGGUACACUUGAUUAUGUACAUGUUGAUUUGUGGGGGCCAUCUCGUAAGCCCUCUUAUGGUGGUGCUUGUUACAUGCUUACCAUUAUUGAUGAUUACUCUAGAAAAGUGUGGCCUUACUUUCUAAAAAAUAAAGAUGAUACUUUUGCUGCUUUUAAAGAGUUGAAAGUUAUGAUAGAAAGGCAAACUGAAAAGAAGCACUCACCUCCUGUUUUGCAGCCUCAAAAUCAGUCUAUUGCAGAUCGUAGAACAAAGAGGAGUUGUGGACCUCGUCCACGUUUAAUCGAGGAAUGUGAUAUUGUUCAUUAUGCCUUUAGUUGUGCUGAACAGGUUGAGAACAUUCAUGAGUCGGCUACGUACACUGAAGUUGUUGUUUUUGGUGACCGCGAGAAGUGGAUUUCCGCUAUGCAAGAAGAGAUGCAGUCACUUGAGAAAAAUGGCACAUGGGAUGUUGUGAAGAUUCGUGGGUCGAACCUGUCCAAAAUUUUGAGGAGCAAAAGGGUGUGUCUCAUUGAUGUUGGAACUAGCAUCCUCAACAAUAACAGUAUUAGCCUUGUCAGCCAUCUUGGUCAGAUAGGACAAGACUUGGUAGAACUUGGAAUUCAGCUGAUGGUUGUGGUCUUCUUGCUGCUUCAUGAAGGAAUCCAGGGUACGAUGAAUUCCAUCGACUUCUAUUGCAGUUGCAAACUGCAUCUCACUAGGAGAACCAUCCAUAGUUAG